AUGGCGUACUCGAGUUAUGAAAACAGCGCUCAGAAUUUCUCUGAGGAGGCAUUAGAGGAAGAAACUGUGGUUCUCACAUUGGUUCCAGUUAAUGAAGAAACUAAUGAAGAACAUCAGGUGGAACCAAGUGUUUCUUCAACUUCAGAAGUUGGCCUGGAGAUGCCUGGGACAAACAAUAAAGUUUGUCAUCUUCAAAUGAAUGAACAAUUCAAGUCUUGUCCAAAACAUAGUUGUUGUAAUACACCAAUCCUUCCCUUGCCAACCAGUUUGCCUCCGGUUAAUAAAGUACGUUGGGACACUUUGCGAAGCUGGUGCCAACAAUUUAAUUUGAGUACCGAUGGCCGGAAAAUAGAUGUUUAUUUGAGGCUCCAGAAACAUGCUUACUCUGAAAUAAACGAGAAUAUUCCUAAAAUAUCACCAGAGGCCCAAUUGCAGUCAUGUUCGACAAAAUGCAAGAUGGCAACCAAGAGAGCAAGGAUUCGGAAACGUUGUAAGAAGAGUGAAAGAGAGGAAGGGAUUAAUAUAGUUGAAGUGAUAACUUCAGCACAAGAAGGCAUGUUGGCAGCGUGGUCAAGAAUUGCUGCAAGAGCCAGUCAAUCCAAGUCUGUGAAUUCACGUCCCAUUCCUGUUUCCGUGGAGACUUUUCUGCUGCAAGCCUCUGGUGUCAGGUGGUGUGUGGUCCAUGGCAGACCUCUCUUGGCAGACACAAAAGGUUGGGUUCGCCUGCAGUUUCAUGCAGGCCAGGCCUGGGUGCCUGACACCCCCAAGAGGAUGAUUUCUCUCUUCCUGUUGCCCGCCUGUACUUUCCCAUCCCCGGGCCUUGAAGAUAAUAUGUUAUGCCCUGAAUGUGCUAAGAGGAAUAAGAAGAUAAUGAAAAGAUUAAUUGCAAUGGGGAAGGAGAGGCGACGUGGCUUGAAUACAUCAACAUCUUUCCCUUUGAGUGGGCCAUAUCUUAAUAAAGAAUAAAUGGUGGAGAUCCUGUGGCUA
Messenger RNA from Leopardus geoffroyi (Geoffroy's cat), 987 nucleotides. It is a transcript of the gene DPPA2, whose product is annotated as developmental pluripotency associated 2. NCBI's taxonomy places the organism in Eukaryota, Metazoa, Chordata, Mammalia, Carnivora, Felidae. The coding region runs from base 1 to 966 and encodes 321 amino acids. The record is from RefSeq and is a predicted model, not a curated record. The transcript is spliced from 7 exons. Gene Ontology annotation, biological process: system development. Gene Ontology annotation, cellular component: nucleus. Gene Ontology annotation, molecular function: chromatin binding.